CUAAGUCCUGAGCACCAAAAUCAAAGGAAAUAAAAUAAAAACGCUUAUAUAGGUUUCGAAUAAAACGUUUAAAAGUUUUAAGAGAUUGAAAGAAUUAUAAAAUGAACAGAAAUACGAGAAAUAUUGGUGAAAUUAAAAUAAACUCUAGUAUUUCAAUCGUUCAUUCUUUCAUUUUCUAUCCGUCCGCCCGGAUUAUCGUCGCUCACACGGCUAAGUUCUCGGGACUUAGUAUUUACUUAACAUCUUAAACGAAUUCUUUUCUUUUAAAUUCAAUUUUACAUACGAUAAAAUUAAUUUCUCUCGAUUUCCUUUGACUUUUUAACUCGGGACUUAGAAAAUAUUUUACAACAGUAGACUCUCGAUGUCAACAACAGAGGGCGAGGGAAUUUAUUCCCGUUCACCUCUACAACGGGUAGAUAUAGAGAUAAAACCGCGCAUUUAAGCCCGUAGAGGCAACUUAGUCUCCCGAGAGGUUGUCAAGGAAGGCCAUUCCAGUCAACCAAGAAGGAAGUCACUUACCAGGAGUCCGACCGGACCAGAUGCAAGCUUCAACUAUCCAAGAGUUCACGAUGGAAGAGGAGAUGGAGCUGUUAGAGCGAAUGGUCCAACAACAGCCGUACCUGAUUUUGGAGCCAAUCGCCGAGCCAACCACCGAGACAAGCACCGAGAUCACCACACUCCCAACUACCUCAGCAACUACCUCGUCAAGUACAGCCACCAAUACCCGGAAAAGGCCCGACAUACAGCUAAGGAAGGUCCAAAAAGUGAAGUACCACCUGGUCAAAAAGGUCAAGCCAUACGACCCGACCAAGCCCGGUUUCAAAAGGCCAACCAAAAGGCCCGUAAUUCGGCCAGCCAGCGCCGAAAUAAUAAAACUUGCCAAACCAGUAAAGGCGACCACCAACCCGGGCCCACUGGUAAUCAGCGGUCCCCAGUCAACGGCCGAACUGGUUGGGGAGAGCCCCCGUGGGAAACACAACGAUCCCACGAGCACCAACCUCGAUACUGGCCACGUCAGCAGUAAGGAGCAGCUCGACAACGACGAUGCCUUUCCCGCUCGAGCCACAGCGAGUUUCCCUAAGAAGAAACGGAGGAUAGGGGGACAGAGAAGGGAAUCGACUGCGACCAACCCGGGCCCACUCGUAAAGAGCAGUCCCCAGUUGGGCAAAUUGAUCAAAAAGGUAAAUCCAGUGAUCAGGAACGAGGCGACAACCACGACGAGACCUAUUAAAGUAAUUGUCACCAACCCGGGCCCAUUCCGAAGGAACGGUCCCCAGCUAGCAACAAUCGAACCUGGGAAAACAAAGAAAGGACUUGCUACCAACCCGGGCCCAUCCUCAAGGGACAGUCUCCAGCUGGCAACAACCAUCAACGCUGGCUGGAUUGACUACGAUGACGCACCUCUAUUAGCCGACUAUCCGGAGUACGUUGAGUCCAGCCCGGAGGAUCUGUUUCCGCCACCGAAAAAGGUCCAGACACCGUUGCAGCGGCUACUGGCAGCAUUGACCCCUCUAGCCGAAGUAAGGCCAAAGACUGUGGCCAAGAAGGCAAGUUUUACCGCCUACGAUGAAACAUUGAGGGUAUACAAGGUGACUCGGUAUGUAAAAGGUCCAACGCCGAAGAUAGAGCCGACGGGGAAGACUGUCUGGGACAUGCUGGCCAGACUCAGGGAACGAGAGGAAUAAAAAGACAGGAAGAAAAGAGGAUAGCAGGCUAUCCCCUUUUCUUUGUUGAGGUAGGAGGGGUGUGAUGGUGGAGUGACCCAGUGAACCCAGAACAGAGGACACCUGUGAUUAUUAUUUAUAAACUAUUAUUAUUACUAUUUUCUUAUACCUAUGACUUAAUACUACUUAUUCACUAAUUAUUAUUUUCAUAUCUACUGGACUAUCGGUUACACUUAAAACUAGUAGGCUUAAAAAAUAGGACUAAAAUUCUAAAUAUUAUGUUCCUUUGUUUAAACAAAUUAAUUACUACUGUACUUAUACUACUCUAUUAUCUAUUUACUUAAAAACUAUUACUUAUGUUUCUAUUUAAUAUGACUUAUACUUUUGUAUAUAAUACUUUCUUUUUUUUCUUUUCUUUCAUUAAUAUAAACAUUAUUAUUUUUCCUUAACAAUGAGUUAUUAUUAUUAUUUACACUUAUAAGGCUGUGCUUUUAAAAUCUAAGUCGAAUGAAUAUACCGAGAUAUAAAAUUAUAUGGAUGUACGGUAUAAGUAUGUGAAUGCGCGACCGAGCGAAAAUUAUUCUAAGUCCUGAGCACCAAAAUCAAAGGAAAUAAAAUAAAAACGCUUAUAUAGGUUUCGAAUAAAACGUUUAAAAGUUUUAAGAGAUUGAAAGAAUUAUAAAAUGAACAGAAAUACGAGAAAUAUUGGUGAAAUUAAAAUAAACUCUAGUAUUUCAAUCGUUCAUUCUUUCAUUUUCUAUCCGUCCGCCCGGAUUAUCGUCGCUCACACGGCUAAGUUCUCGGGACUUAGUAUUUACUUAACAUCUUAAACGAAUUCUUUUCUUUUAAAUUCAAUUUUACAUACGAUAAAAUUAAUUUCUCUCGAUUUCCUUUGACUUUUUAACUCGGGACUUAGAAAAUAUUUUACAACAGUAGACUCUCGAUGUCAACAACAGAGGGCGAGGGAAUUUAUUCCCGUUCACCUCUACAACGGGUAGAUAUAGAGAUAAAACCGCGCAUUUAAGCCCGUAGAGGCAACUUAGUCUCCCGAGAGGUUGUCAAGGAAGGCCAUUCCAGUCAACCAAGAAGGAAGUCACUUACCAGGAGUCCGACCGGACCAGGUAAGCGAAAUCUAUUUCUCUCGAGGAGGUUUUAAGGGACCCCACUCCAAGGCCUUCUGCCAAGGGGUGGUAGGUGAAACUAUCCGCGUAGGUGGGGGUUUGUUGGAGGCCAUCCACUUACCCUCUGGGACGGGACUUCGUGUAGGGCCGACGGGGUAGUCGACCAGACUCCCCUGAAGCACCCGGGGAGGGGUAGUACCGCGUGGUAGACCGCAAAUCUUUUGAGUAUGUGUGUGACCGUGUAACCGUGUAAACCGUGUAUAGAUUGUUUAAUUAGCAAUAAACCGUGUAAAUUGUUGAAUAAACAACAAGCCGUAAUUUUAUAAUAUUGAAACCGCGUUUAAUUAUUAAUAUUAAUUAUUGUAAGAGGUAGUAGAAAAGGGCUGGAAGCCAUUGUAAUUAUUAAAUAAUAAAUCCUAGUUUCUUAUUUCUUUUCUAAAUCUGUGUUUUCUUUCUUUUAAAAAAAAGAGUUUCUUUUGUUUAGUUAAAGUAAAGUUUUGUUGACUUGAUUAAUUAGCACUGUCUAUAAAUUAAAAACCCCUUUUGAACCCUGGACUCCGGCGAGCUAAACCAAGCAAAAAGGGGUAGUUGGAUAAUUUAUACAGUCUAAUUUAAGAGAUUAACCAUUACUUCUUUUGAUUGAUUAAAUCGUUCAUAUUUUUACUCACUAAUUUUCUUUCAAUAUAUAUUUUCUGUUUCGUCUAACUUCUGACUUUCUGGUGACAUACAAAACUGAUUUGACGUCUUUCUGUGAUACUAAUUAAUUAAUUACUCUUCGACUAUUUUAUAAUUAAAACCCAAUUA
Molecule: messenger RNA, 3589 nt
Organism: Microplitis mediator
Lineage: Eukaryota; Metazoa; Arthropoda; Insecta; Hymenoptera; Braconidae
Exons: 2
Coding region: 540-1685 (381 amino acids)
Source: RefSeq, a predicted model, not a curated record